This is a messenger RNA of Musa acuminata subsp. malaccensis (wild Malaysian banana), 1157 nucleotides long. Its product is annotated as glucan endo-1,3-beta-glucosidase. Gene Ontology annotation, biological process: carbohydrate metabolic process. Gene Ontology annotation, cellular component: plasma membrane. Gene Ontology annotation, molecular function: hydrolase activity, hydrolyzing O-glycosyl compounds. The record is from RefSeq and is a predicted model, not a curated record. Lineage: Eukaryota; Viridiplantae; Streptophyta; Magnoliopsida; Zingiberales; Musaceae.
GGCCACUACAGAUCAUGGCGAACCAUAGCAUUUGCUCUGUGAUUGCCACUGCAUUGCUGAUCUCAGUGUUGGCAUUACCAACGAGCGUGCAGGCCAUCGGUGUCUGCUACGGCAGGCUCGGAGAUAACUUACCACAGCCCAGCGAGGUGGUAGAUCUCUACAAAUCCAACAACAUUGGAAGCAUGAGGAUUUAUGAUCCAAACCAUGAUGUCCUCGAAGCCCUGCGAGGAUCCAACAUCCAACUACUCGUAGGUGUUCCUAAUGAUCAGCUCCAGUCGUUGGCGUCGGACUCAUCUGCUGCCAAUGCCUGGGUUCAGAGUAAUGUGGUAGCCUACUGGCCCAGCGUCUCCUUCCGCUACAUAGCGGUGGGAAACGAGGUGAUCCCCGGAGACGAUGCGCCGUAUGUCCUCCCCGCCAUGCAGAACGUCCAAAAUGCUCUCGCUUCAGCAAAUCUGCAGGGUCAAAUCAAGGUCUCGACCUCAGUCUCAACACGCGUUCUCGGGGUAUCAUACCCUCCCUCCGAGGGUUCUUUCUCUUCUGACACACAAGCCGACAUGAACCCCAUAGUGCAGUUCCUAGUGAACAAUGGAGCCCCCCUCCUACUCAACGUCUACCCCUACUUCAGCUACAAAUAUAACCAAGCUCAGAUUUCACUCUCCUACGCCUUGUUCACUUCCCCGGAUGUUGUAGUGAAUGACGGGCCGUACGGGUACCAGAACCUCUUCGAUGCCAUUGUCGACGCAGCCUACGCAUCGUUGGAGAAGGUGGGAGGGUCGAGUGUGGAGAUUGUGGUAUCGGAGAGUGGUUGGCCAUCUGCUGGUGAUGUUGAGACGACCAUCGACAAUGCAGGAACAUACAACCAGAAUCUGAUCAACCAUGUUGGCCAAGGAACACCAAGAAGACCUGGGAGUGCAAUAGAGGCCUACAUAUUUGCCAUGUUCAACGAGAACCAAAAGGAUUCGGAACUGGAGAGGAACUUUGGUCUCUUCUAUCCGAAUAAGCAACCUGUUUACUCUAUUCACUUCAGCUGAAUAAUUGUUGUGGCUUAAGGAACAUUGUUCCCAUACACCACCAUAUGAUAUUAAAUAAUGAACCAGAAGAGGGAACAUUCUCAGAAUUCUGGUCCUUGAAUAAAAUUAUUUAAAAUACAUUGCAUG